GCCAGAUUUACCCGAAACCAUACGUUCACCGAUCACCUCUACAAAGCCUCGGAAUACAUCUCUCCUCCGAACUUGGGCGUUUGUAGGAAGUGGAUAUCAGAGGUUUGAAAACUUUCUUACUACGUUAUUCGUUAUUGAAAUUGAUAAACCUUUAGGCCAAAAUCGUUCUGUGAGCUCUCCUGGCCGAAGGCGGAUGAAUAUUCGAUCCUACUUCGUAGUCUCACACACACGAUAUCCUAGUGAAUACCGAUCACAGGAGCGAUCAUGGAUCUGGCACCGACUCCAUCACCAAAUGUGAACGAUGAAUUCCACAAUAGAAUGACCACAUUUCCCUCCGCAUCCCCAAACUUCAUUCAAUUCAUCCCUGGACCCACCGCGCCCACCGCGCCCACCGCGCCCAAUACGUCGCAUCCCGAAACGUCCCAGCAAUACAUCGCCGCGCGCCAGCAUGUGCUUAGCAAUAUGGUCACGGUGCAGAACAGCGACGGGAGCACGCUCACGCAACCUGUGAAACGCAAGCGCGGGCGUCCGAAAGGGUCGGGGAAGAAACAGAAACAGAAACAGAAAGAUGAUGAUGAGGAACGGAAACGAAAGGUGGCAGACGACUCAGACUCGUCGGUCGAGGUCACCCUGACCCAAACGAUGACGAAGUCAGGACGAAGCGUGACCAAGCCGUCGCAAUACGUCCCCGCCAUUCCGUCGCCUGUGUCCCAUCCGAAACGAAGAGUCGGUGGUAGCGGGCGGAAGGCAUUGGAGAUCGUGGUCUGCAAGCUAUGCGGGCGCGCCAAUUCGCCAGCCGAGAAUCCGAUCGUAUAUUGCAGCACUGCGAGCUGUGGAGCCACGUAUCAUCAGUACUGCCAUCACCCGCCGAUUCCGAGAGAGUCCAUCGAUAACGAGAACGCGGACUGGUUCUGCUCGAAGUGUACACGGCCGGCUCGACCUGGCCUUCAGAAGAACGGUUCUGGAAAGCCCACCAAGCUCACCGAGGCAACUACUCGAUUGGUGCCAGGAUCUGGACUCUCGCCCGCAGAGAAACGUUCAUACUUCACCUCAUUGCCGCCCUCGACCCUUGUCGACCUGCUGGUCGACAUCUCUACCAAGCAUGCCGCAAUCCCUCUAUUCCACGCAGACCACCUAUCUAUCAUCCACCCACCUCCGCCUCUCGAACCCGACGACCCGGGCUAUGACACCGACCCACCGGCGCAUUAUCCGAAGCCAGGCUACGGAUUGGCGCGAAAGUUGCCGCCAGAAGAAUUUGACACAGCCUGGUUGGUAGAUGACAAUGUGCUCGGCGUGUUCAGCCACAGCACCGUAAAUACGUGAGGGACGCUGCUGUUCUGAGACGUCGUCGCUCGUGUGGUCCGAUGAACGACGCUGGAAUGGAGGAGACUAAGAGAGAAACAAAUUUAGGCGCGACAUAAUGGCUUGCUAGUGAGGCAUUCGUGCCUGGUCUUUAAGGUUGAAUCACCACGAUUUUAUCAACCGUUCGUGAUUCAAUUCAGAUAGACGCAGAAGCGUGUCAUAGUUUUCGUGGAAAACAUGAGAUACCUCAAGCACCAAAGAGGGUUUAUGCUAUUCUCAUGUAAUCUGGACAAGCUUGUGAUAGUGAAUUUGAG
Molecule: messenger RNA, 1616 nt
Organism: Eremomyces bilateralis CBS 781.70
Lineage: Eukaryota; Fungi; Ascomycota; Dothideomycetes; Eremomycetales; Eremomycetaceae
Exons: 2
Coding region: 319-1323 (334 amino acids)
Source: RefSeq, a predicted model, not a curated record